AUGCUACCGAAAUCGGUCGACGCUAAUGAGGCUCAGGGACGCCGAAGGAAUGAACGGGGUGCUGGACUCCUCGUGAGAGAAUAUAAAGACUGUGUUACUGCUAAGGGCGCACCACCGAAUCCCGAACCACCGUCGCGUAAUCUUCUCGCUACUAAACCGUUUGAAGCGCUAUCUAUGGAUUCCAUGACGCACCUGCCAAAAUCAGAUCAAGGCAACACAUUCUUGCUGUUAUUCCAGUGUGGGUUCUCUAGGUUUAUCAGCUGUAAACCAAUAAGUGAUACUAUAGCGCAAAAAGUUGCAGAAGCUUACAUGGGUCGAGUAUUUCAACGUUUCGGUGCUAGUAAUAUGGUCGGGCGUGACCGAGAUCACAGAUUCAUAAGCGAAGUCUUCACGAGAUUCCGAGAGAUGCUGGGAAGUAAACAGGGAACACCCUUAGCUUACAGACCUCAAGUUAAUGGUCAGCAGGAACGAUCCGUGCAGACACCAGACCGGAGUGACUGGGACGACCAGGUCGAGAAGUUGAUGUGGGAUUUAAACACGUCCUUCGACGCUACACGCCUAGAUACUCCGUUCUACUUAAAUCACGGCUGGGAUCCCCAAAAUACUGUGAGUACAAAUCUGGGAAAGACACCGACACGUUUUGAACAGAUGACGGCAUAUGAGUACGCUCAUGUUUGGGCUAAAAGUUUGCCAGCAGAAGCCAAGUUGAAACGAUCUAAAGCUCACACUCAAGUGUGGAAAGAAUUGUCAGAUAGGCUCAAGGUUUCCAAAAUCCUUGAGGUUUCAGAUGAUUUUCCCUGUAAGCUUAAGAUCGAAGGCACCGCCUACAAGGUAUAUCCUUGGGUGCAUACUCAAACCGCGUGCUUUAAUCCCAAAUUGACCUACCUAAGAGGAGUCUCAGACGACGAUGAACUCGAUGCUGCGCUGCUAUCUAAAGAUGUUUCUGAGCCCUAUGAAGCCCAGCAUGUGUAUGAGGUGGAAGCGAUCCAAGAUGUACGAUGGAUGAAGAGAAUUCGCACCUCUCGGAGGGUCCGAGAAUACUUGGUGAAAUGGAAUGGAUGGGCAUAA
Molecule: messenger RNA, 1068 nt
Organism: Phytophthora megakarya
Lineage: Eukaryota; Oomycota; Peronosporomycetes; Peronosporales; Peronosporaceae
Source: the annotation of a GenBank genome assembly